This is a messenger RNA of Thamnophis sirtalis, 4919 nucleotides long. The record is from RefSeq and is a predicted model, not a curated record. Lineage: Eukaryota; Metazoa; Chordata; Lepidosauria; Squamata; Natricidae.
UCCAUCGGGUAACACGAUUUGGCUGUGAAUAUAGCAGGAAGGGGGAGGGGGUUACAUCGUCCCACUCGCGAUCGCACGCUACAUGAAUUGACUAAUGUUUCCACACACAAUAGCUUCUGGGAAAAGAAGAUGACUGUAAAGCAGGUUCAUCAGUACAAUAGAAAAUAUAAAACAGUGGUUUAGCUUGCAUUUGCAAAAUUUCAGAUGAUUAAAAAUUGAUGAAGUUAAAUUGCCAGAAUUGAUAAAUAUGGAAAAUAUUGGGGAUAUUUCAACUAUUCCUAUGACAGAGAAACAGCCGGUUAUAUUAGGAAAUCAAAAUACUGGGACAAUGACAGGCACAACUCCUGCUCUUUAUGUUCUUGUGAAGCAGAGUACUGGUAAACCUGAUCAAGGAACCUUGCUUUCAAAUCAAGAUAACAGCAGUCUUCUCAGCAAUGCAGCAAAACCAAUGAAAUCUAAAGCAAAGACAUACCUUCCAGCUGAUUGCGCUUCAGGGAAUAUCACUGUUAUGCUGGACAACAAUAAUAUGUGGAAUGAAUUUUAUCAUCGCAGCACUGAAAUGAUUUUGACCAAACAAGGGAGACGAAUGUUUCCAUAUUGUCGAUACUGGAUAACAGGCCUAGAAUCCAACCACAAGUAUAUCCUAGUCAUGGAUAUUUCUCCAGUUGACAACUUCCGCUAUAAAUGGAAUGGCCAUAGUUGGGAACCUAGUGGAAAGGCAGAACCCCAUGUGCUGGGAAGAGUAUUUAUUCAUCCUGAAUCCCCUUCUACUGGUCAUUACUGGAUGCAUCAACCAGUAUCUUUCUAUAAAUUGAAGCUUACUAAUAAUACAUCAGACCAGGAAGGACAUAUCAUUCUGCAUUCUAUGCAUCGGUAUUUACCUCGACUACACCUGGUGCCUGCUGAAAAAGCUACAGAGGUUAUCCAGUUGAAUGGUCCUGAUGUCCAUACUUUCACUUUUCCACAGACAGAAUUCUUUGCUGUAACUGCAUAUCAAAACAUCCAAAUUACACAAUUAAAAAUAGACUAUAAUCCAUUUGCUAAAGGAUUCAGAGAAGAUGGCUUGAGUAGUAGACUUCAGCGUGAUGUGAAGCAAAAUGGUAGCUCAGAGCGUGAAGGUAAUAGUGUUACAAGUUCUCCUACUAAUCACAGACAUCUUCUUGAAGGAAGUAUUUUGGAUCCAUCACAGAGAGAACUAGACCCAUCACCGAGUGGGAUAUGUGACCCAGAUCUGCAGAAAGAGUCCCUUAGUCCAUAUCAUCAGUUCUUACAUUUUGCGGAGACAGAUGCACAUGCAGGUGAUGAUCAAGGAUUAAAGGAAGAAGCAUCAGAAAGUCCAAUAUCCAACCCUUGUCAAAAAUUGUCACAAGUGACAUCUCAGCUUACUCAAGAGGAAGGAAUCAGCUUGUCUAUUAAAGAAGAACCAUUAGAUAACUAUGAAUAUGAACCUCUAACUUGCAUGGAAGGGGUAAAUGUGAAGGAAGAAGAAGCCAAUAACAUUGCAGAAGAAUAUUCCAACAGUAAUGGCUCCAUGUUGGAACAGCAGCUGGAGAAAUACAGUGAAAUGGAUAAAAUGGAUAUUGAAUUCCACAAGGAACAACAAAUAAACCAGUUGGGUGUUGCCAAAGCAAAAAUGCUAAAAUUGGAUAGUGGGAAGAUGCCUGUAGUUUACCUAGAACCCUGUACAAUCAUCAGAAAUACAGUGAACGUUUCUGUUCUUUCACAGGCCUUAAUGACAACUUCUAAGAAUGAAAGGUCUGCACUGACUCAUUCAUUAGAUUCUUUUCCUGCUCAUUUUGAAAAUAAAGGUGUUGCUAGUCCUUUUGAAAUCCAGGGAACCGGGAAGAUUAGAACUGAUAAAAUGGUAUCUGAAAACACAGCACCACAGAUACCUUCAGAAGAAGAUGUGCUAGGUAGAAGUACUAAAACAUGCAGCAGCCUCAAUACAACUGAGAAGGUUUCUAGUUGUGAUCUCAAGACUACUGCCACCAGCAGCCCUUCUUUAGCUAAAGUUAUCUUCGAUGACCAAAAUAUAAAUACGUUGAAGACUCACAUUUCUGGCAAGAGUAUUGUUGGCAAUCAAAACGAUGGAAUGUCAGGCCCAAGGAAACGAGGAAGACCACGGAAAUCAAAGUUAUCUGAAGCGGGAAGAUCACCUAAAUGCAGUGCAAAAUGUGGUGCAACCAAUAAUGAUGUCUCUUUGGGAAGUGGUAGUACCCAUUUGGAUGUUAAUCCUGAUCUUGAGGAUGUGGAUGGAAUGCUUUUUGUAUCCUUUGUAUCCAAGGAAGCACUUGAUGUCCACAGUUUUGAUAGAGCUGAAGAAAAAGAAUUGCAAAAUACACUGAACAAUACACUGGCUACAUGUAAUCCAUGCACUGAUUCAGAUGGUCAAAGAAUACAACAGAUGGAAAAAGAAUUGUUAGCAGAUUUAAAAUCUUUUAAGUACAAACAAGUAAUACACCCAAGUCUUCAAGAAGUGGGUUUAAAAUUGAAUUUUGUGGACCCAACAAUGAGCAUUGAUCUAAAGUAUUUGGGUGUGCAGUUGCCAUUAAGUUAUUCAGAGGAAUAUGCUUCAUGGAAAAAUGAAGGAACGGAUUCCAAUUCUGCUGAUGCUGGACUUCAUUUUAUUUCAAGGACUGGAAAGACAAAUGACAUCACAAAAAUAAAGGGUUGGCGAGGAAAAUUUCACAACUCUUCAAAAAAUGAAGGUAUCAUUUUAGAAGGCUUGUUGAAGAAUCGAUCUGCCUUCUGCAGUGACAAACUUGAUGAAUACUUAGAAAAUGAAGGAAAGUUGAUGGAAACAAGCAUUGGAUUUUCUCCUAGCACAUCUAGUUCUCCUGUAGUUUAUCAGCUUCCAACUAAAAGCACCAGCUAUGUGCGGACAUUAGAUAGUGUUCUAAAAAAACAAUCCACUGCUUCUAGUUUGAAUUCUUAUACUUCCAAACCUCUGGGCUUACCUUCUGUUUCUAAAAAGAAAAAGGAGAAAAUGAAGAGUAAAAAGCAAGCAGUCUCAAAAGGCAAAGAAAAAUCUCCCCCCAAAGGCACAAUAGGCUUUUCUGUUGCAAAAAAAGACAAACAUAAGCUCAUCUUAGAGGAGAAAGUUUCUAAAUCUCGGGCAAUUGAUCAGACAAUUACUGAGAAAGAUGCUUCGAUGAUGUCGGGCACAGAGAGAAAUCUGCAGAGCAAACAGACUACUGUGCGUCAGGUGCAGCAGCAACAGGGCAGUCGGUUGUCAACUUUAUCCAAGACUCAGUUGAAACUGCUGGACCUAGAAGAUUGCGCAUUGUGGGAUGGCAAACCACGGACAUAUAUUACAGAGGAGCGAGCUGAACUGUCUUUGACAAUUUUGCUGACUGCUCAGGCUUCACUCAAAAACAAACCUAUUCACAAAAUAAUUAAAAAGAAAGCACCAGCGUGCAACAAUGAUUUUUGUCGGCUUGGGUGUAUCUGUUCUAGUUUAGCUGUUGAAAAACGUCAGCCAACACAUUGCCGCAAACCAGAUUGCAUGUUUGGAUGUACUUGCCUAAAAAGAAAAGUUGUCUUAGUUAAGCAGAAAAAGAUCCAGGAGAAGCCUCUGCAUGGGAAGCAUAAAUUAUAUCGUGAAAGAAAUCAGGAACAACAAACAGAUGUAAUAGCAAAAAAUGAGCAAGAAAAAAUGAAACUAAAAGAUAAGAAGAAGAAAAAGAAGGUUGAAUAUACUAUUUGUGAUACUGAACCAGAAAAACCUGUUAAAAGUUUUCCAUUGUGGAUAAAAAAAGAUGGAGAGGUGGAUCCAGAACCAAUUUACAUCCCAACUGCAUCAGAUAUUGAAGCAACAAAAACUGCAACGUCACCUACUCCAGACAUCAUACCAACUAAUGAUAAAUCUACAGCAACUGAAGUUAAUUCAAUGGCCAAUGGAUUCAAGCCAUUACGAGUAUAUACACCUAGACCCAAUCCAGUGAUUCGAGAAGAAGAUAAGGACCCUGUUUAUCUAUAUUUUGAAAGUAUGAUGACUUGUGCUCGUGUGAGAAUAUAUGAACGGAAAGUAAAGGAGAAGGGUCAGCAGGAAAAAGCCCCCCAGAAUUGUGAAAAACAUAUUGAAAAGGAACAUGAUGCAGAUCCCCAGCCCCUGAAAAUUGAAGAGGAUAAAGACCCUGGAGAGAAAAGCUGGUGGUUUUCCUGUAGUGCUGGGGAUCCAUCUACUUCUUAUGUACAUCGUAUUACUCCAGAUGGCAAAAACAAAUUAAUUGAGAUUAUUUCUGAUUGCAACUGGGAGGAGGAUCGCAAAGAGAUCUUGAAUAUCUUAUCACAGCAUAUCAGAAAUAAGAUGCCUAAAUCACUUAAAGUAGGCCAUUUUAUUAUUGAGCUAGAAUCUGAAAGCAAAACUUGGGAUGAAAAGCAUACACCCAUCUAUUCUUCUCGAGUGAAAAUCUCCAUGUUACCAUGUCAGAACAAGAACCAAAGCCCUCCGGUCGUUGUUGAGUCACCUAAUGCUGGAUUGUCACCGUGCCCACCGUGCAAAAGAACAGAUAAAUUAACAACCCCUGAGAAAUUACAGGAACAGAGGAAGAAAGGUUUACCCUUUUAUGCAGGAGUUCCUUCUGCCGGAAAGCUGAUUGCUAACACAUGCAAAUAUGACAUGAAUCCCUCAGGUUCAAUUCAGGUUAAUGGUAAAAACUCUCCUCAAGCCAAACUUCUUUUGGGACAGAUGGGAGCAUUGCAUCCAGCCAGUCAUCUAGCAGCUUAUCUCACGGGUAGACUGCAAUCAACCAUGUUUGAUCUCUCAACAAUGAUCCUCAAAACAGCACCCAGUAAUAAACUUGCUGUUUCUGAAUCACUACCAACUGAUGUGUCCACAUCAGAAACAUCUAAAACUCCAUUUUCUACUGAUACUACAACAGUCUCCACUGCUCGUGUCUCAGCACAGAGACAGAUAG